Messenger RNA from Prunus armeniaca (apricot), 1071 nucleotides. The record is from the annotation of a GenBank genome assembly. Lineage: Eukaryota; Viridiplantae; Streptophyta; Magnoliopsida; Rosales; Rosaceae.
AUGGAGAGAGGAGAGUUCAAGGUGACCAUGACCAAGCAGGAAGUGGUGGCUGCUGCCGGGCCAUUGCAAGAGCAUUGGCUGCCACUCUCCAACCUUGACUUGCUUCUGCCUCCUGUGGACGUGGGGGUGUUUUUCUGCUACAAAAAUGAGCAGAGCAUGAGCUUCUGGUCCAUGGUUGGGGUUCUGAGAAAGGCCAUGGCCCAAGCUUUGGUCACUUUCUAUGCCUUCUCUGGUGAGGUGGUGCAAAACUCUGUUGGGGAGCCUGAGAUCUUGUGCAACAACCGUGGUGUCGAUUUUUUUGAAGCCUUUGCAGAUGUUGAGCUUAAGGACCUUAACCUUUAUGACCCUGAUAAGAGCAUAGAGGGCAAAUUGGUUCCCAAGAAGAAGCAUGGGGUGCUGGCUGUCCAGGCAACUGAGCUCAAGUGUGGAGGAAUGGUGGUGGCUUGCUCGUUUGAUCAUCGCAUAGCAGAUGCCUACUCGACCAACAUGUUUCUGGUCUCAUGGGCUGAGAUGGCUCAGUCGAAAUCACUCUCUCUGCUACCAUCUUUUCGCCGUUCUUUGCUCAACCCUCGUUGUCCUGGUCACAUUGAUCCCUCCCUAAACGACAUGUACGUGCCCAUCACAGCUCUGCCACCUCCCAAAAAUGACACUGAUGUUGACCAAGAUCAUCUCAUCAGUCGCAUAUACCACGUCACAGCGGAGCAACUUGAUAAUCUGCAAGCCCUUGCAAGCUCCAAUGGGUUCAAAAGGACCAAGCUCGAGUCGUUUUGUGCGUUCUUGUGGAAGAUGGUGGCUAAAUCUGACACUAAAAUUGGUUGUGCCCAAAAAUUAUGCAAAAUGGGCAUUGUUGUUGACGGACGGACAAGAUUAAGUGAGGAAGGGAAUUACGACAGUUACCAAGCCUCACAUAUGGCUACCUACUUUGGAAAUGUGCUAUCCAUUCCAUUUGGUGGGGAAAAAGUGGAAGACCUAGUUGAAAAGUCGUUGAAUUGGGUAGCUGAUGAAGUCCAUGAUUUUUUGAAAUGUGCUCUAACAAAGGAGCAUUUUUUGGGGGUUAAUAGAUUGGGUUGA